CGCAGCGAGCCCGUCCCCAGACCUCACUCGUGGCACUCCACCAAACUAGGCGAGGGCCAGCCAGACCCCAGCAUGGUGCAGAUAUCCCAGGGCACCAUAGACCCUCCCUGGCAUCACACAUACAACUCCAGUGCGUCCACUACAGACCUGUCGGGUUACGACCCAGGUUACCUGAGGAAGAGUCCAGACCAGUACAGUUCUAGAGGAAGUAUGGAGAGCCUUGGGGAGCACCACAGCCACCCCGCCUACAGUUCUUCCUGCCACCAGCUGUCUGCCUCCAAGUCUUCCAACAGUAUGGACCACCUUCACAGCAAGAGAGACUCAGCCUACUCCUCCUUCUCUACCAGCUCCAGUAUCCCAGAGUACCUAGCGGCCGCUCCGACCUUUAGUAAGGAGAGGUCAUACUCCAUGGAGACAGUUCCACAGAGGGGUGGGGUUAGCGGAGGAGGGGGAGGGGCCGUGUCGGAGGGCAUGCAGCAUGCUGACAUCCGAUACGUCCGUACGGUCUACGACCCCCAGCAGGGAGGUGCCCAAGAGCACGAGGUCAGCUCCGCUGCGUUGCUACGCAACCACGAGGCCGGCAGGGUGGGUUCUCGUAGUGGGGGCAAGGCCUCCUGUCACCGCGGCAGCAGUAGCUGUAGUAACAGCAGUGGCGGAAGCAACGGCGGUAAUAACCAUGGUAAUAACCCCAAACGACACAGCGUUGGGCCGAUCUGGGGCCAGUCUCAGUCCGCCGGCUGCAGUUCCUAUGAAAGCCUGAAGGGGGCGCCGCCUCCUCCCAUGCGGAGUGACAGCUACGCGGCGAUCAGGCACCACGAAAGGCCCAAUUCCUGGUCCAGCCUGGAGCAGACUCGCUCCCUUAGGGCUCUCCACAAGGGGUCCACCUCCUCCUGGCACCACUCCUCUGGGUCCGUGGCCUCCGGCUCGGGGAAGGGCUCCUACGGGGCCGAGGGCCAGCUCCACACCGUCAUAGAGAAGAGUCCUGAGAGCAGCCCCACCAUCAAGCCCAAACAGGGCGUGGGUCAGGUCCCCCAGCCCCCUCAGCCCCAGAAUACAUCUGGCCGCCUCAUGUCGCCCCAGGGCAUCUACCCCGUGCCCCCUCCGGAGACCCACUAUGCACAGAUGCCCACCAGCAACCCCAGCAGUGUGUACCCAGGCCUGGCCAGGGAGAGCAGUCUGAGCAGACAGAGAGAUCUCCAGGCGUUAGGGCUGGGGAUCAGUGUGKAYMCAGGCCUGGCCAGGGAGAGCAGUCUGAGCAGACAGAGAGAUCUCCAGGCGUUAGGGCUGGGGAUCAGUGUGGAUACAGGCCUGGCCAGGGAGAGCAGUCUGAGCAGACAGAGAGAGCUCCAGGCGUUAGGGCUGGGGAUCAGUGUGGAUACAGGGAUUGAGGUAUCUGUAGAGAACGGAUACCAAAGCAACACUUUCAACUCCUAUGUCACCUGUUCCAACCAGCCUCAGCAUCAUGACUUAGCUCAGCCUCCAACCAUACAGCCAGCCCAGCCUGUUAACAGAGGGGGUGACAGAGGACAUGAGGAGACCCAAACCAAACUGGGUCUCUACACGUCUUAUUUGAAGGGGGAGGGACAGACCGUCUCCCGAAGGCAGAGCCAGCAGGGUCAUGGACAGGGUCAGGUGUACAGACCCUCCUCAGCCCAGUCCAUAGGUCAGGAGAGGAGAGACCCGUACACUCCAGUCCAGCCGCAGAGAGAGAGGGUACCCAGGUAUUCCCAGGGCUCAGAGAGUUACACUGAGAAGCAUCAACAGGGACAGGUCAGACACACUGAACACAGCCAUCCAGACCCUCAGCCUCCUACUACCAUGCCCACUAAGAUAUCCAAGGGCCACGUUCCUCAGGGGAUCAGGAUUAGCAGUACCCCAGCCCAGGGGCCUGAUCAUCGGGUCAACAACCAGAGGUCCAGGUCCCCCCUCCGGCACUACAGCGACCCCAGUCCACCCCACCACCAGAAGAACCAGAGGGGACCAGAGCACCCCCUGACCCGGCUAGAGAAUGCCCUAGCGGAGGUCCAGCGCUGUGCCAGUCCAGAGAGCUCCGCUAGGAGUCAGAGCAGCCACCAGAGGAGCCCGUCUGUCCUGGAGAAGGUAAACCGGUUCGAGCGCCAAGAGCAGAGGAAGCAGAGGAGUCAUAGCAUCAAUGCCAGCCACACCAACCUGGGACCCUCCUCCUCCUCCUCCUCCUCCCGUCCAACUCAGCCUCAGCACAAGCACCAUGAGAGGGCCAUGAGCUAUGGUGCUGGUAUGGAUGACCUGCGUAACAUGCUGGAGAGAAGCAACAGCCCCAGCAGCCCCUGCAGAACACAGAGCUCCUCCUCUAGCUCACAUCAUGGGAAAAGUACGGUGGCCCACAAGGGUCAUCAUUACGCAGAGCGGCAGAGGCCAGGGAGUUGUGACCAGGCCAAGCCCCAGAGCUCCAGGGACCCCCACCACCAGCCUAACCCCCUGGACCCUCACCCUGGCUCGGCCCUACAGAGGAGUAUGAGCACCUUCCAACUGGGUAGCCAGGAGGGCCAGGAGGAGAACGGCCAUGACAGGGACAGAGAGUUCCAUUGGAGGGAUGACCUGCAGGACCUACUGGGGACCAUCCAGGACACAUCCUUUAACCGGGCCUACAGGGACAGUAUCAAGGACGCCCAGUCCAAGGUGCUCCGAUCCACCUCCUUUAGACGCAGGGACCUGGGAAUCAGCUCCAGCUCUAACCAGAGCUCCAACAACCCACCUCCUGGUGUCAACAACAACCCACUUCCUGGUGUCAACAACAACGCCCCUCCUGGUGUCAACAACAACGCCCCUCCCGUCCCCGCUAAGCACUUAUCCUUGGAGAGGAAGGCAAUGGCCCCCAAGACCGGUCCCAAACCCUCCAUUGUCACCACCAUUGUACCAGCCUCCGCCCCAGCCACUUCUCUGUCCCCUCACACCCCCAAAGAGAGGCACACGAUCACCACCCCAGACCCAGUCCCAGCCCCAACCACCUCUCCCUCCCCUCACACCCCCAAAGAGAGGCACACGAUCACCACCCCAGACCCAGUCCCAGCCCCAACCACCUCUCCCUCCCCUCACACCCCCAGAGAGAGGCACCUUGUUACCCCCAAUCCCGAGAUGUUCAACCCCCCAGAGCUCCCCAGUGUCCCAGCCUUGGGCCCACCAGUCCCGGCCCGAAUCGGUGGGCGUAAGAGGCUCACCAUGGAGCAGAAGAAGAGAUCGUACUCCGAGCCAGAGAACAUGCACGAGGUGGGGUUAGAGUCUGACCCGAGGAGGAGUGCCCAGCACCAGCAGAUCCUGUUCCCAGGCACAGAGACCAGCGUGGCAGACCGCAGGAGGAUGUUUGAGGUGGCAACCAGUCGCAGCCUGAGCUCCAGCUCUCAGGAUCCCCAGGCCCUCCAGGGCUCCCAGGCUGGUCUAGCCGUCUCCCGGCCGGAGCUCUGGCAACUGCAGCAGGAUGCCCUGGCUGACUACAUGGAGAGGAAGAGAGGCUGGAGGACAGACAGGGACAGGUCCGAGGGGAGACGGCAUCGUCACCGGCCUCACAGUGCUUACCUCCAGCCCUUCACAGACACCCAGAGUGUCUCUUCCACCUCCACCACCAGCCUAGCCUCUCUCCAGGAGCUGUUUGGCCCAGACAGCAGCCUCUCUGGUGAGGAGAGGCUCUGCUCCACCCUGCCUCCCGGUCUGCAGCUCCAGGGCAGUGUCUACCCAGGCAGGGUGACUGCACCACACAUCCAUGCCCAGGUCCCCACCUCAGUCUCCACCUCCCACCAAUACCCCACUGGAUUUGGAUCCAACAGGCCUCUGGAGGGAGUGCCAGCACCAGCACCAGUACCAGCACCAGCACCAGCCAAGGCCUACGAGGCUUUCCGGAGCCAGCGAGGCGAUGGGUCCUUUGAAAGAGCGACUCCAGCCCGGAGCUCUGGGAAGUCGGCCUCAGCGGAGGAUCUUCUAGAGCACUCGGAGGAGAGGCCUGCACCACAGCACUUCAGAUCCCGCUCCUCGCCCUCUGUAGAGAGGCUCAACCAGUCCAGGUCCAUGGACAAGCAGCGUUCAAAGCGUCCCGUCUCAGCCUCCCAGUCCCAGUAUGUGGCCACCCACUACCUGCUGAAUCAGGGUCCUUCCCAAAGCAACACCCCUGUGAUGAGGAGAGAGAGGCAGAGGAACCCCGAUCGUCAGCGGGCCCUUAGUACAUCCGGCCUGGCUGCCUCUGUAGGUCUACCCUGCCCCUUCUCCUCCCCAGGCACCAGCCCCAGCACUAGCCUUGACUGGCAGGUCAGUGAGAGGUUAGGCCAGGGAAACCUGGAUGCCAUCGCCUUCCCCUGCCUGUCGCAGGUUGAGGCUCCCAGAGCCAUGUCCCCAGAGACCAGGCAGAGCCCCACAGCACAUCAGAACCAGAACCAGAAUCUGCAGACCAGGACCAGACUGGCCUCAUCAGACACCAGCACUUCAGAGGAGACCCUGAAAGACUUCCCCAUAGAGAGUCCGGCUACCGUACCAAAGACCAUCCUACCUAAGACCUCUCCAACCCCACCUCCUCCUAAAACCUCUUCCAGACCACACCCCCUGCUCUCCCUCCGCAUCUCAGAGUCCAACCUGCAGGAGACCCCGCCCUUACACAUAGCCCCGCCCACACAGGUAGUCCCUCCAAUAGUCUCCUUACAGGACUAUGACGAGGUGUUCCUCCAGGAGCUGGCCCCUCCCUCCCCUCCUCCUCCCCCGCUCCCCAUCAGGGAGACGGACAUCACAGAGGACUUCCCUCCUCCUCCUCCCCUUCUCCUCCUCCCCUCCUGCUCACCCCCAGACAGAGAGGAGCAUCAUCCUGAGCUACAGCACUUCAACAGCUGUGAGUUCGUGGAGGCUGUGUGUCCAGAGAGAAGACCAUCUAUCUCCUCCCCUUCCCCUCAGACAGUCCCCCCCUCUAUCCCCCAGCCUGAGACCCCGACCCACCAGACCCCCAUCGACCCCAGCAGCAGUAUCCCAGAUCCCCAGCAGGGGCCUAGCGGUAAGGAAAGCCUGGGGUUAGAGUACCAUCUCCUGGCCAGGAGGGAGAGGUCUGCUGGGGAGCUGAGGGUGGAAGCCCUGGUCAGACAGCUGGUGUCCCGGGGGGAUAAGACCCUGAGCCCGAUGCUGGACACCUGGCCCGGGGGCGGACGGACCAGCACUAUGGACCUGAUGGAAGAGAUCUUCCCCGCUGGGGGAGGGAGGUUGCCGUGGCAACGCCGUAGGAGCAGCACCUGGCUGGAGGACAGAAAACAGAGGAGGGAAGAGGAACACAAACUGGAUGAGGAGGAAGCAGACCUCAAUCUAGAAAAGGUGGAGCUAGUCCCUCUGACCCUUAGCGUUGCCUCACUCCGAGAGGAGAGAACUGGUAGGGAGCAGAGGAGGUUCCGGGCCCUAGGGGGCCACAUGGAGAGCCUGGUCCAGGAGCGCUGUAAGCCCAACGAGAAGGAGAAGUACAGGAUGUUCAUCGGGGACCUGGAUAAGAUAGUCAACUUGUUGAUGUCUCUGUGGUGGCCGGCGGCCCGGGUCCAUAACGCUCUCUAUGCCCUGGACAGAGAGAGGCAGAGACAGAGACAGCGCAGGAGAGGGGAGUCCUUACAGCAGAAGCGCCACCAGCUGUGUAGCCAGCACGAGGAUGCCAGGGAGCUGAAGGAGAAUCUGGAUCGUCGGGAGCGUGUGGUCCUGGACAUCCUGGGUGGGUACCUGACCGGGCCGCAGCUAAGAGACUACCAGCAUUACGUCUGUAUGAAGCCUGCCCUCCUGAUCCGACAGAGACACCUGGACGAGCUCAUCAAGCAGGGAGACGAGCAGCUCGACAGGCUGAUAGAGAGUAUCUCUCCUGGGGACCACCAGGCCCAACUCUGCUGCUCCUCCAACCCAGGGUUAGGCCUCAGGGAUCCCAGCCCUAACCUUGGUCCUACCCAUACUGUCCGCUCCACCACUGUAACAUCACUGUGACCCCUGUAAACGCCAACAAUAACAGUCCCGGUCACUACCAGGGAACACGAUACAGCAGCUGUGUCUCUGGCGCAAUGGGUGAAGACUACAUACAACACUAUAUGACUGGUGAAGACUACAUACAACACUAUAUGACUGGUGAAUGAGACUACAUACAACACUAUAUGACUGGUGAAUGAGACUACAUACAAUACUAUAUGACUGGUGAAUGAGACUACAUACAACACUAUAUGACGGGUGAAUGAGACGACAUACAACACUAUAUGACUGGUGAAUGAGACGACAUACAACCCUAUAUGACUGGUGAAUGAGACUACAUACAACACUAUAUGACUGGUGAAUGAGACUACAUACAACACUAUAUGACGGGUGAAUGAGAYGACAUACAACCCUAUAUGACUGGUGAAUGAGACGACAUACAACCCUAUAUGACUGGUGAACGACACUACAUACAACAGAUGAAGAAGAGACAGAAUCCCUCUCCCCAUAUAGAGAUGAACCGUAGAGAAAGGGACUUCAUGUGAAGGAUGUCACCUGUCUGUCCCCUUGUUGCGUACAGACAGACAGACUAUGAGAAGUGACCAUGAUGGAUAUGUUCUUGUGCCUCUUAUCAUAUUUCUGCCUUCUCUGUUCCUCCAGCUUCUUCACAUAUCUCUGUUGCGACUGCGCCACUCUUUGGUCGAUUCAAUACACGGUUGAAGUGCCUAGUGUAAUUCAUACGAACAGAUUGACAGUUUUGAGUGUAACGGUAGUGGAUGUACAACUGCCUGUCAAGACAUUUUAUUCACCGUAUAUAUAUAUAUAUGUAUGUAUAUAUAUGUAUCAGUUGAAAUAUUACUACUGCCUUUACACAUCACUACAGCUGAGAACUUUGUUUUGGCAGAUUAACUACUGAUUGGUCAGAAUCACAGAACUAGAAUGACUUGUAUUUCUCAUUCUGUUCCUAUUGGUCAGGAGGAACCAGACCUGAAAUAGGCCUGUUUUCUUCAGCAACACAAUAGCACGCUCUGACACACAUGAAUAUGUAGCCACAAUCUAAGGCAAUUUUUUUUUUUUUUUUUACUUCAAAUACUUAUAUUUCAGACUCAGAAAUGAUAGCUAAUGAGAAAAAAAAAGCUACCAUGACAUUGACAGCAAAUGCAAUAAUUAUUUAUAUUAUUAAAAAUAAAUGGUAUGUAUUAUGUAAGUGGCUGUGCUUUUUAAUAUGUAGAUGGUGGGAAAAAAAACAUUUUAUAUAUUUUUUCAACUGAAAGAAUUAUGAUGGAAUGAGGCAAGUUUACAGUGGGUGUUCUAACUGACCUCUGGUCACAUGGUCUUCCUCUGAUACACGGCGACGUGCUUCAUGAUGACGAGGCUUCUAGGAAGUAGAUAGAUGUUACUUAGGAAUGUUGUUGCCCAGUGAGUACAUGCAUACUGUGGGUGGAGCUAUCUCACGGGCCGUGGUAUCACUUCGUAGGAUAUCUGGGUAAAAAAAUAGAGAAGGAUGGUACUGUCAGUUCACGUGUGACAUGCCUACUAUUUAAACAUCGUCUGACGACUCCUGUGUGACUUGCUUGUUUCACCUCCCCCCCAAAAAUGUACUAUGCCAAUUGAUAUUGUUGUAUCCUUUUGAGAAACACCUUUUAAACAUUUACAGAUUAUCCUAAUUUAUCCUAAUCAGGCACAUAUUCAUGAAUAUACUGUAUCAGGCACAUAUUCGUAAAUAUUUUCAACAAUAAUGGUGCCAUCCAUAUUUAUCUCCAUAGUGUUUUCUGUGACAUCACUUAACAGAUUUGACAGUUGCUGUAAUCAAAUUCCAUGUAUUAAUCUUUCUUUAUGACACGUAGGAGGGGGAGGCCGAUUAGAAAACAGAUCCUCGUUUACAAAAUAAAUAUAUUUUUAAAGAG
Molecule: messenger RNA, 7847 nt
Organism: Salvelinus sp. IW2-2015
Lineage: Eukaryota; Metazoa; Chordata; Actinopteri; Salmoniformes; Salmonidae
Source: RefSeq, a predicted model, not a curated record